CUCUUUCAUUCGCUUUCGCUUUAUCCUACACUUUCUCUCUCUAGAAAUUUCAGUAGCCUCGUAAGAAGUCAGUAACGAAGAGCAAUGGCGCCCAAGGCCGAGAAGAAGCCAGCGGAGAAGAAGCCGGCGGAGGAUAAGAAGGCGGAGAAGGCUCCGGCGGAGAAGAAGCCGCGGGCUGAGAAGAAGUUGCCGAAGGAUGCUUCGGGGACCGAUAAGAAGAAGAAGAGAACGAAAAAGAGUGUGGAGACUUACAAGAUCUACAUCUUCAAGGUUCUCAAGCAGGUUCAUCCCGAUAUCGGAAUCUCCAGCAAGGCGAUGGGCAUUAUGAACAGCUUCAUCAAUGACAUCUUUGAGAAGCUUGCUCAGGAAGCCUCCAGACUCGCUCGCUACAACAAGAAGCCCACCAUUACCUCUCGGGAGAUUCAGACCGCCGUUCGCCUUGUUCUUCCCGGUGAGCUCGCUAAGCACGCCGUCUCUGAGGGCACCAAGGCUGUCACUAAGUUUACAAGCUCUUAGACCAAUGGCUCUGUUCUUGAGUUAUAGUCUUUAUAUCUUGCGAAUGGUCGUGUAGGGAAUUAGUGUUUGUAGUUUGUAAAGUUCUGUUCUUUUUUCAUUUUUAGGUAUUGCAUUACAGAAGUCUUAUCAAGUUUUGUAAUUCCUGAAUUUAAUUUAGUAACAAUCGAAUGGUUUUGAAACGAAAAGAUGGUUCUUUAUCCCAUUUAAGAUUCUUUACUUCAAAUUUUAAUUUCUAAAUGAAAAAGAACUGGAGUAUGCAAAAGAUUUGAGAACUUGUUAU
Molecule: messenger RNA, 796 nt
Organism: Humulus lupulus (European hop)
Lineage: Eukaryota; Viridiplantae; Streptophyta; Magnoliopsida; Rosales; Cannabaceae
Product: histone H2B-like
Exons: 1
Coding region: 85-516 (143 amino acids)
Biological process (GO): nucleosome assembly
Cellular component (GO): nucleosome
Molecular function (GO): protein heterodimerization activity; structural constituent of chromatin; DNA binding
Source: RefSeq, a predicted model, not a curated record